AUGGAGCAGGCCCAAGCGCUGCUGCUGGGGCUUCUGCUCCUGGCGCCGGCGGAGAGAGCGGCCGAGCCCCUCCGCGAUGCCCUGCGGGAGGAGUUAUUGCUCAGCCCCCUCCCUUCCGGCGACCUGGCCGCGACUUUCCAGUUCCGGACGCGCUGGGACUCCGACCUGCAGCGGGAGGGCGUCUCUCACUACAGGCUAUUCCCUAAGGUUCUGGGACAGCUCAUCUCCAAGUAUUCAGUGCGCGAGUUGCAUCUCUCCCUUACUCAGGGCUUCUGGCGAACACGGAGUUGGGGGCAGCCAUACUUGCAAGCUCCUGCUGGAGCUGAACUCUGGGUCUGGUUUCAAGAGUCUGUUGCUGAUGUCGACAAGGCUUGGAAAGAUCUCAGUAACAUUCUCUCAGGGAUAUUCUGUGCCUCUCUGAACUUCAUUGAUUCCACCAACACAGUAAUUCCAACAGCAUCCUUCAAACCUCUGGGAUUGGCUAAUGUUACAGAUCAUCGCUUCCUACGCUACGCUGUCCUGCCUCGUGAAGUUGUCUGCACUGAGAAUCUCACACCCUGGAAGAAGCUAUUGCCCUGCAGUUCAAAGGCUGGCCUGGCUGUGUUGCUGAAGGCUGAGCGCCUCUUCCACAGCAGCUAUCAUUCGCAAGCUGUGCACAUCCGUCCCAUCUGCAGGGAUGCUGCUUGCCUAAGCACUUCGUGGGAACUCAGACAGACCCUCACAGUUGUUUUCGACAGCUUUGCCUCCGGUCAAGGGAAAAGAGACUGGACCCUUUUAAAGAUUUUCUCUCGCACUCUUACUGAAGCGUGUCCCCUGGCGUCUCAAAGCAAGAUCUAUGUUGACAUUUCAAGCAAAGGCCAGGAGAACGAGUCACUAGAGGUUUUUCCAGCUCCCCAGUCUGUACAUGAAGCAUCUGUCCUAGGAAGCCGAAGGACCUAUGCAGUCUACGACCUCCUGGACCCAGGACUCUUUAAUGUGUCUCGCAGCCUCAACAUGCAGCUGAAAUGGAAGCGGCCACAAGAUGGCUUGGAUCUGGCAGCACCUGUGCUCCACGCUCAGCGCUACGUGAGCGGCUACGGCCUUCAGACCGGAGAGAUCAGCACUAUUGUCUAUAAUGCACACCCAUACCGGGCUUUCCCUGUGCUGUUGCUGGAGACGGUGCCCUGGUACCUGCGGCUCUACAUUCAUACGCUGACCAUUAUCACAAAGGGAAAGGAAAACAAACCUAGUUAUAUCCACUAUCAGCCCGCUCAGGACCGGCGGCACCCUCAUCUCCUAGAGAUGCUGAUUCAGCUGCCGGCAAACUCCGUCACAAAGAUCAACAUCCAGUUUGAGCGGGCCUUGCUGAAGUGGACAGAAUACACACCUGACCCCAACCAUGGCUUUUAUGUGAGUCCAUCUGUCCUGAGUGCCCUGGUGCCGAGCGUUAUUGCCAUGAAGGAGGAAGACAAAGAGCUGAGUCCCCUCUUUGCUUCGCUGUUUCCUUCCUUGGAUGGCUCCAGCUACUUCGUACGCCUCUACACAGAACCGCUGCUGGUGAACCUACCGACGCCAGACUUCAGCAUGCCGUAUAAUGUCAUCUGCCUGACCUGUACCGUGGUGGCCGUGUGCUAUGGUUCCUUUUAUAACCUCCUCACCAGAACGUUCCAUGUGGAAGAUCCCAGCAAGGGAGGACUAGCCAAGCGCCUGGCAAACAUAAUCCGUAAAUUGAGGGGUGUCCCUCCUCUUUGAAGGUGGCUAGCACAGCCACCUUUUGAGAACCCUGCCGCCAGGACUUGUGGGGGAUGAGGCUGGG
Messenger RNA from Euleptes europaea (tarantolino), 1795 nucleotides. It is a transcript of the gene PIGT, whose product is annotated as phosphatidylinositol glycan anchor biosynthesis class T. Gene Ontology annotation, cellular component: GPI-anchor transamidase complex. The record is from RefSeq and is a predicted model, not a curated record. Bases 1 to 1731 code for a protein of 576 amino acids. Gene Ontology annotation, biological process: attachment of GPI anchor to protein. Lineage: Eukaryota; Metazoa; Chordata; Lepidosauria; Squamata; Sphaerodactylidae. The transcript is spliced from 12 exons.